Molecule: messenger RNA, 936 nt
Organism: Danaus chrysippus (African queen)
Lineage: Eukaryota; Metazoa; Arthropoda; Insecta; Lepidoptera; Nymphalidae
Source: the annotation of a GenBank genome assembly
AUGGCGUUACCGGAUCUGGACGUUAGAAGUGUAUUAAAUGUUGUGGAAGAAAAUUUUCAACGAGUUGGCUUAAAAGCUUAUGCUAUUCGUAUGAUAUACAUCGGUGAGCAUGCAAUACCAAAAGAUGAAAUGAUAAAACAUUUUCAAGCAACAAUUAACGAUGUCAAUUCCACUUAUUGUGAAAUAAACGUGAAUGGCUUGCUUUUGGUUUACGACAGUUACUUUGUACAUAUUGUCGAGGGAUCAGAAGACACGCUUCACAGACACUUUAGAUUUUUAUUUGAACGUGAAGAUAAAUGGAUAGAACAGAAGAGAAGGGAAGAAGAAGAGGCAGCCUUGGCUUUAGAGGAAGAGGAAGGUCUAACUGUUAUUUUAGACGAAGAAACUGAACCAAAGCGUGAAUUUAAAAUGUUCAAAUGCUUAAAACUAUUGAUAGUUUAUAAUUCGUUGCAAACUCUUACAUUCGAUGACUGGCGGGCUCUUACAGCACGGCCGCCAGCUCUUAUCAGUAAAUUGGAUGUCAACGGACCCAUGUCAGAACACAUGGAACAAUUGCGAAUCUGUCUCGACAAGAUCCGAAGAAUAAUAGCACUUGCUAAGGCAGACGAUAAUCUACGCUUUGAAGGUUUGAAAGCCGUUGAUCCGAGGAUGGAGGCGCUACCAGAGGUUGCUUUGCUUGAUUAUCUUUUGCAUUCGCAAUACAUUUUGGAUUUGAGACAAGUUGUUCAUUUACAUCGUCGUGUUGAUGAUUACGUCUUCUACUUUGAAAACGUGUGGCCUCUACCAAAUCAUUUCACACCGAGAUUGCUUUACAAGUUGAAAGUUGACGACUCGUUUGUUGAGCCCUUGCCCGUGAUGCCUUGGGAACUUGUCAAAAAGGAGGUCGUUGAAAAUGAGGAAAGAGAAGAACGUGAAAGCACUUCAUCGAGUGAUUAG